AUGUUUGUGUUGAUUGAGACUUUAUACUUUGCUCUUCUCCCGGUGGUAACUGUAGCUUCUCACAUAUUCAUAAACGACUUGACAAGGCAUGGCCACAUACCAGAAGGAAUGACAAAGAACAACUACCAGUAUUUCUACGCAUAUGGUGUGAUUCUAUCACUCUUGUUGCCAGUCAAGAACAUUUACCCUUUUCACCUUGGACGUAGGUUCAUAGAAACUAAGGUUCUUAAAUAUUCCGACAGAAGCAAGAUGAAUCUUCUUCAGUUCAUCCAUGGGCUGGUGUAUUAUACAUUUGUCUGCAUGCAUCUUAGAGACAAGGCUAUUUCCAACAAAGGUGUCUUUAUGCUUCUCAAUGCUCUUCAGUCAGUUUCUCAUUACUUUGUCUUUAUUCGGAAGACAGCUGGAUAUUCCCAUUAUGUCGUUGAGGUGGUGAUAUAUGCAUUCAUUUAUUGCGAGGUAGGGACGAUUCAGAUGCUUUUCAACCUUUUAUAUGUUUUGUCCUUUGUACUCUCGACUAUCAGAAACAGAAGGAUCUUACGAGAGAAGCCCAGGGAGAAUAUUUUCUAA
Messenger RNA from Encephalitozoon romaleae SJ-2008, 567 nucleotides. RefSeq lists its product as hypothetical. The transcript has a single exon. Lineage: Eukaryota; Fungi; Microsporidia; Unikaryonidae. The record is from RefSeq and is a predicted model, not a curated record. Bases 1 to 567 code for a protein of 188 amino acids.